Molecule: messenger RNA, 4379 nt
Organism: Pelodiscus sinensis (Chinese soft-shelled turtle)
Lineage: Eukaryota; Metazoa; Chordata; Testudines; Trionychidae
Source: RefSeq, a predicted model, not a curated record
UUUCUUUAUAUGUCUGUGGCCCAACUGAGUUCAGAUGGUUUGUCUGCAAGACUGCGUGGAUGUCUGUCUGUCUCUAUGAGAUGAGCUGGAGCCAUGAGGCUGGGUGGUUCCAAGUGGCUUUAAUCAGGGAGAAUGGAAAACUUCUGGCAGGAUAAGAACUGAAGGUUGGACUCCAUUCCUUUAUGAAGAGCUCUUCGCAGCACACUCUGCCUUUCAGACCCAUGACUUCUUGCUGGGCAUCACGGGGGAGUUCAGCAGCAGAAAUGGGAAGAACUUAAAUCGGUUGUGACAAAACACUCCCGUGUCCUUUUUAUGCUGAUGGAAAGUGGCUGCUGCGAAUGUUCCUGUGAUGUGGAAAAGGGCAAAGUGAGAGGGGUGAAGCGGUCAUGGUGUGUAGGCAGGUUCCCUCUUGCCAUAGGCUCUGUCGCCCUCGGCCCUUCCUUGUGGUGCUGGUGGUGGCUGUCUAUUACUACCUUUUCUACCAGACACUGACACCUAUUGGGACCAAAAGAUUCUUUUUGGCAGUUGUUAAUGGGAUUUCCCCAAACAAACUAGCAGAGCCGCAACCAGGGAGAUAUAAGGAGGUCUCUUCAAGGAACACUCGCUGCUUCCUUCUCUCCAGUAAUUCACAAACCGUGAAAAAGAUUGAAGACUCCAUUCUUAAGUACUUUGGGAGUCAUACAAGAAGAGCAAUUGUGUACAUUCCUCCUUCCCGAGGUAAAAAAGAACUUCAGCUUUAUCAGCACAUCCUAGCUCAAUACGGUUAUACAGUGGGAGUCCUUGAAGACCGAAAACUGAAUAUAGGCCUUGGACACGAGGACCACUACCAAGGCAAAUUAAGCUCUUGGGACCUUCUGAUUUGCUUAUCUUCCAGCAAAACUGAUGACACAGAUUGUAUUCCAAUAGAUGGCUUCAAUCAGUUAGAAUUGUUCCAAAAGGUAAAUACACUCCCAGAGAUUCAGCACUUGCUUUGCAGAAGAGAAGGAUUAUGCCAGAUAAUUAGAGCUUUUCCAGGACUGCACCUUCCAAUUGCUUUCCCUGGAUGUCUGGAUCAGCAUGUGUUGUCCAAGUCAAACAUAGCAAGCCACCCUUCUCAGCCUGCCAAGCGACUUGAAGGUGACGAAAGGACAGGUUUUGCGCAUCUGUGGUACCUUUGGAACCGGACCAAUGGCACAGAGCUGAAUUCUAUUUCAACUCAAGACCUUUCUGUCAUCAUCAAAGCGUAUGUGCUAGUGACAUCCAUAACACCUUUGCGAGCAUUCCUUCAUUCGACUGCCAUUGUCUGGCAUCCUCCCAAGAAGAAGCACUUUUCUGUAAAGCUACAAAGAUUUUUUGAGACAUUCUUCAAAUCAAGUUCCCCUCAGCAAGCCUUCGAUAAUAUGAAAGCAUCUAUAAGCAAACUCUUACUAGUAGCUGAGAUAUUUAGUGAAUCACCCGACAUGGGACCAAAGAACUUCAGUAGAUGCAGUCUGUGUUUUCAAAUGUUAACCUUUGACAUUGGCUUCAACACCUCCAUACAUCCAGUAGUUCUUGAGGUGCAUGAACACUUUGACUUUCAAGUUGAUGAUGACUUGAAUCUUGAGGACCAAACUGUAAAACGAUUCCUUCUGGAGGAUACUUUCAAGUUUCUCUUAUCUAAUACAUCUUCAACUUCCAGUUUCUUUGAGGCUUUACAGAACAUUUACAGAUUAGCUGUGAUUAAGGAUGAAAAUGACAAGAAGGAAUAUGAGCAAUGCCUGUCUUUAGAAGAGAUCAAUUCAAUGAUUAAUUUUAUAAAAGAACUGAAGAAUAUGGGACAAUAUGAGCUGCUUUUCCCAUCUUCUGCACCCAAGAUCCAAACUUUGUUGCAUGAUGUUUAUCACCUGGUAGACCCAAUGGGAAAGCUUGGGUCAUUCCUGACAGUACAUCGGUUUCUUUCCAAUUUACUUGAGCAGUUCCAGUUCAUGAAUAAAGAGGCACAUCCAAAUCUCUCAGGAUGGAAUUCUUUCCCAGAAAAAGAAGGUGUUAAACAAAGAGCUCCUUUCAACGUAGUGAAAAACCAGAAAGAGUUGCAUUUUUCCAAUGAGAUUAAAGAAAGGGAAUGCAGUCAUGAUAAAGAUACCCUGUCUCAUAUCAGGCAGAUCUUCACUAGCCCGCUUUUGGACUUGAACCCUACAUUUAAUCCAAAGAUCAAAGAGUACUACACUGAAGUGCCAUUUGAUGUUGUGACAGUGAAGAUUGGAGCAGAACCCUCUAACUGUCAAUGCCAUGUGCACCUUGAUGAGAGCAAAGGACCAAGUGUUGCUAACUACCCCCUGGGCCUGGGAAUUAAUAAAAUCACUAUUCUAGUAACUGAUAAAUCUCAAACUGACCCCGAGGUUGUGAGCAGCUAUAAAAUUACUGUCUAUCGAGAAGACCGCCCGAGUCUGCCUUUGUUUGAAGACUAUAUGAUGUGUGGUUUUGUGCAGGACUGUGGUUCACUAAUUCAGCCGGAGGAAUCUUGUGGAUUACAGCCUCUCUCCCCUGCGUACCUUUCAGCAAUUUCACAGACACAGUUUAAAACUUGUAAAGCUGGAGACACAAAAGGGCAGUGGAUUGUGCCUUGCCUCAGCUGUUCUGACAACAGAACCUGUGACUGGCGAGAAAUAACAUGGCAGCCACACAACUGUCAGUAUUCGGUCCUGACUAAGCCAGAGCUCCAGCAAUGUGUAGAAGGCAGAAAGGUUCUUUUCAUUGGAGAUUCAACUAAUAGAGGGAUAAUGUAUUAUCUGAUAGAAAGAGUGAAUGAGACCCUUCAGGAAUGGCAAAAGACUCAUGAUGUUAAAUUUUAUCGUAACAUAAAUCAUGGGAAAACAUUUAUCAGUUACUCCUACUACCCACAAUUUUGGAUCAAUGUAAAGAAGAGGCCAACAUUCGAAAAAGCACUAGAACAGCUGUUACAGAGAUCACAUCCCCUUGAGAACACAGACCAGACUGUAUUAGUUGUGGGUGGUGUUCAGUGGCUUAAUUCCAAUCACCUGCAAAUUAUUCAAACAGUGCUGAAGAGGGAAAACCUAUCAAAUAUCCUGGUAGUAAUAAAAUCCAUAGGAAUGGGCUUUCAUCUGCCAGUGGAUGGAAUACAUUCUUUAUCGCAGGCUGAAGUGCAAAAUUUAUGGAAUGAAAAUGUAGUUAUUCUGGAGACUGCAAAAAAGUAUGGCUAUGAAGUGGUUGAUACUUUCAUCAUUACAAUGGGACGUUACAAAGAAUUUCUGCAAGGGAAGUGUGGAUGUCAUUUCCAUGAGCUGGAAAUGUAGCCUUGAGGGCCUCUCCAUCCGCACAAGCAGAGGAUAAGGAAAAGGAAGCAGAAUGACAUGUUCCAAAAGAUCCUGCAAGCCUCUGGUGCACAGGGCUCAGAGGAUCACUCUCAUGAACAAAACCAACAGGAAUAAAGUGAAGGAGAGAAAAGCAAAGGAAAAGAAGAGAGGCAUGAAGUAGGAGAUUCUAGUGCUUCUCAAGCAGCAAACAGACAUGCCGGAGACUUUUGUUGACCUUUAGAUUCAGUAGUCUCAUGCUUGCCACCUUCUGUAGCCCAUAGUGAAUGGCAUUCCAAUACCUUCCUAUAGCCCCUGCAUUCCAUGUAGUGUCAGGGGCUAUGGCACUACACCCCAAAGGAGAGUACAGAAAAUCGCAGCCACACAUAUAUUGAUCUGUGAGAUACACUGUUGGUGAAUGUGUUUGUGAAAUGAAAAUGACUGUUCUUUCCCUCUAUUUAUAAAAUUUCACUCAGGGAGUUCUUUUCCUACCCAUGGUCCAGAAUUAGGAAGUUUGUCAGGUAUCCAAAAUUGCAUAUAACAGCCAGUGUGGGUAAGACAGUAGCGCAUAGGUUUGUCCCCUCAUUUCAGAGUGUCUCUAGUGAAAAGCCUAUACUGCUGCACACUUGCAUUCUGUCCAUAGGGUCGCUAGAACUGCUGGGAGGUUUGUGGAAGUGCUUCAUUUUAGAAUGGUGCAAAGCUCUGCUGUGUUCCCCCAACCAAGUGAAAAGUAAGAAAAUAGAUUUACUGUACUGCUGUUGUCAUUCCCCUGUACGUCCAAGGCUGUAUAGUGCAAAGUCCUCCUUCCACAGGGUCCUGUUCUGGGCUAGGCUUCCAUUUGCAAAGUCCAAGCUUUCCAGGAAGUUUGGGAUCAAGUUCCAUGAAUCAUGCUGCCAGCUGCUUCACUUCAGAGAACUUCCAGCUCAGACCAUGAUGCCAUGUUUCAUUAGCAAAGAGUAAAGCUGAAGCGAACAAGUGGAACUUUAUUGAACCCUGUGGACAGCUCUGUCCACGUGGCUAAGUUGCUUUCAGCCCAUCUUCCUGAGUCCCUGGUUUUUCUGAUGUCCCCUCAAUAACAAUAACUAUUUGAUCUGAGGAAGUGGGUCUGGC